CCUACGCGACCGCCGCAAAGCACGCUGGGAAUUGUGAGCGAUCUUGGCGGGCAGGAUCCGGCGCAGGAGCGGUGCGACAUGGACGUCGCGCAACAGCAGGUACCACUACGAGCCAUUCAAAAUGCACUUCCUCUUCAAGCAAGGUUGCCGAAAGGACCAUGGACAAAGCAGUUGAAAGACGUGCCGGAUGGUUUCUCGGAGCAAGAAAUCUUGGCACAUCAGAAUGCACAUGGUGCUCAGAAGCAUACUGUAAGCGGAUACAGGAUGUUUAAAGCAGAUAAGGUUCACAAUGUUCUUAUUUGCAAGGCUGACAGUUCCACUUUUCUUAAAGCAACCGUGGAGGCAUCGUUCUCUUUGGCAAAAUUAUAUAACACUGGUGUUGUGCUCUCCUCAAAGGGAACUGUGGUUGAAGGAACCUGCAACUGCCGGGCUGGAGCUGCAGGUGUUUGUAAACAUGUAGUUGCCUUACUAUGGUUUGUACUAGACCUGAAGCGCUCUGGGGCAGCCUACGUGCGAGACACACAGUCGUGUGCAGACAAACCCAGAGCAUGGGGUACUGGGGCUAAGAAGGCCAACAUGCACUCACGCGAGUUCUCACAACUACGUUUUGUGAAACAUAUGCCAAUGAAAGCUGGCAGGCAUCUGACUCAUGAAACCACAGUUUCUCUGACAGUGACAGAAGACCAUAUUAAGAGAAUGUAUCAGACACAGAAAAAUAUUCCAAACGCCAUGCUAUGCAAGACGCUGGAGGACAACCACUUUCUGCCCGUACCAGUGAAAAGAGCACUUCACGAGGAUGCUCUUAGCCAGAUGCCAAUCAGGUUACCGGUGCAAGCCCUGUGGGUUGAGCAUGUGCCAGCUGGGUAUAAGUUCGGCUCCUGUGAGCUUACUUUAGAAGACUCAUGGGCCCUUGAGCAAGCGACUAGGAUGCAGAGCGGCUCUACAACAUGGAGCUUCGAGAGAUGCAAGCGCCUGACUGCUUCACACUUCGGAGAUGUGGUGUCACGGAAGAAGCCAGCUGACGAGAAGUUUUUCAAGAGGCUGUUUGCGUCUAGCCAGAUGCAGACCAAAUACAUGGCUGAUGGUUUAAGGAAUGAAGCUGCAGCCGUGCAGCGUUACAUAGAGAAGAGAGAGGUCCCAGUUAGGAUUUACUGUUGUGGGUUGUGCGUCAACCCUGGUGUCCCUGUUCUUGGUGCAACGCCAGACCGUGUUGUAGAGGAGGGAGGAGAUUUUGGUCUCCUUGAAGUUAAGACCCUCUCAGCUGCCAAGGAACGGGGUGAUGAAUUAGAAAAUGCUGUGAAUACGGCAUCCUACCUGAAGAAUGGAGUUCUUAAACCGACCCACAAGUACUUUUACCAGGUCCAGGGGCAAAUGGCUUUGACUGGACUCUCCUGGUGUGACUUUGUGGUUGAUAAUGGCACAAACUGCACUCUUCAAAGGAUCACUUUUGACAGCUCGCUUUGGAUUUCCCAAAUGCUGCCACGGCUUCUGGAAUGUUUCAAGAACUACCAAGAGCACUGUGCUUGUGUGUGAAUUUCAACGACUUAUUUAAGUCACAUUGGUCUGCAGGACAAAGAUGCUCGGACUCAUAACAUGUUUUGGCAUGUGUUCAUACUUGCAAAUAUUUGGUUUUUAAAUAUGUUGUAUUGCAUUAGUCUCCAUGAAGAAAUGAAGAAAAGGUUUUUCUGUGUAAUAUCGUUAUGGCCAUGCGUAUGUGUUGCCACCACCUAUUUAAAUGUGUG
Molecule: messenger RNA, 1742 nt
Organism: Dermacentor andersoni
Lineage: Eukaryota; Metazoa; Arthropoda; Arachnida; Ixodida; Ixodidae
Source: RefSeq, a predicted model, not a curated record